GCUCUACGAGCUACGCGACGGACGUCGAGCAGAUCGAGGCCGAGACACCCAAGGCAGGCAGUGCACCGAAGGAGUACUCGAGUAUGAAGACGCCACCCCCGAACGCCCCGGCAUGGAUGAGAGCCGACCGUGCUACCGAGAUCACCCCGCCGCCUGUGCCGCAUGUGGACAACAAGGGUACGAAGAACAAGACCGAUCGCAAGAAAAGCGGGAAGGCAAGUUUUUCCAGGAAGAACAAACGUCCUGCUUCGAUUGCGGAGUUCAACAAGGCCUACAAGAAGGCGAAGGCGGCGCAAGCAAACGAGGCCUCCGCUGGCUCCGAUUCCGAGCCGGAGAGUACCGAGCCUUCGGGAGAAGGGGCACUGGUGCCCCGUGAAGCUGCAGAGGGCGAUGCGCCCGCACCGGCAGCCUCCUUCAAGGGUUACUCCCUGGAUUGGGUGCCAAUCGAGGCACGACCGCAAGGAGACAUCAGCAAACACAGAGGACAGCAUUCCUACACCGUCGUGGACGCAGAUUGCAAAGUCGAAGUGUUGCUUAGACUUCGAGCCUUCUAUGUCAAGAAGUGCAAAGCAGGAUUUCCAGGACCAAUCGGUCAAGUGAACACCAAGAAGUUUUCAUCGGUGGAAGAGACGUGGAAUGCUGUGAAGACUCGCAGCGGUUUCCUUUCCUGA
Messenger RNA from Symbiodinium sp. CCMP2592, 671 nucleotides. The record is from the annotation of a GenBank genome assembly. NCBI's taxonomy places the organism in Eukaryota, Dinophyceae, Suessiales, Symbiodiniaceae.